This is a messenger RNA of Jaculus jaculus (lesser Egyptian jerboa), 732 nucleotides long. RefSeq names its product membrane spanning 4-domains A2 (gene Ms4a2). Gene Ontology annotation, cellular component: plasma membrane; external side of plasma membrane; Fc-epsilon receptor I complex. NCBI's taxonomy places the organism in Eukaryota, Metazoa, Chordata, Mammalia, Rodentia, Dipodidae. The record is from RefSeq and is a predicted model, not a curated record. The transcript has 7 exons. Bases 1 to 732 code for a protein of 243 amino acids. Gene Ontology annotation, biological process: cell surface receptor signaling pathway.
AUGGAUGCAGAAAAUCAGAGCAGGGCAGAUCUUGCUCUCCCAAACCCACAAGGGCCCUCUAGUGUGUCUGAAAUUGAACUCUUGGAUGUGUCUCCUCGUGACAAAAUCCUGCCAGAGAAUCCUGCCCUGUCCCCAACACAGUGGACAUGGCAGACAUUUUUGAAGAAGGAGUUGGAAUUCCUGGGGGUAACACAGAUUCUUGUUGCUUUGAUAUGCCUUUGUUUUGGAAUAGCUGUCUGCUCUACAUUUGAUAUUUCAGACUUUGAUGAAGAAAUUUUCUCAUCAUUUAGAGCCGGCUACCCAUUCUGGGGAGCAGUGCUGUUUGCCAUUUCUGGAUUUUUGUCAAUUAUGUCUGAAAAGAAAAAUGCAAUGUAUCUGGUAAGAGGAAGCCUGGGAGCAAACGCUGUGAGCAGCAUCUCUGCGGGAACAGCGACUGUCAUCCUGACCCUCAACCUGAGCAGCGGCUUUGUCUAUAUCAGCUCCUGUGAGGACCUCCGUGAGGACGACGGCUGCUUCCUGGCUUCUUUUAUCACUGAAGUUGUGGCCAUGUUGCUGUUUCUCACAAUCCUCGGGCUUUGCAGUGCUGUGUCACUCACCAUCUAUGGGAUUGGAGAGGAAUUCAAAGGAAACAGAGUCCCAGAUGAUCGUCUUUAUGAAGAAUUAAACAUUUAUUCACCAAUUUACAGUGAGUUGGAAGAUAAAGGGGAGAUGCCUUCUCACACUGAUUCAUAA